This is a messenger RNA of Henningerozyma blattae CBS 6284, 1299 nucleotides long. It is a transcript of the gene VTA1, whose product is annotated as Vta1p. NCBI's taxonomy places the organism in Eukaryota, Fungi, Ascomycota, Saccharomycetes, Saccharomycetales, Saccharomycetaceae. Gene Ontology annotation, biological process: late endosome to vacuole transport via multivesicular body sorting pathway. The record is from RefSeq and is a predicted model, not a curated record. The coding region runs from base 1 to 1299 and encodes 432 amino acids. The transcript has a single exon. Gene Ontology annotation, cellular component: multivesicular body.
AUGGUAUUGGCUCCCAGUGUUCAGCGUGUAAUUAAUAGAGCAAUUGAGUUUGAUAAUGCAAACCUGCCCAUCAUUAGUUAUUAUCUGAGACUUUAUUCAAUUGAACAGAUUUUGCGCUUAUCUGAUCGUGGUGAUGAGGAAAAUAUAAAAUGUGGUGAAUUAUUAGAUACUAUUGAGACCUUUAAAAAAGAAAUCAAUGAUACAGAACAUGAUAAUGAAGGUUUAACAAUAUUGGUUAACGACCAAUCAAAGGCAAGAAUAUAUUUGAUAAAUUUCACUAUUUCACUGUAUAAUAAGUUAUUGGGGCAAAUUAAAGAAGGACCCUGGGAUAAUGAUUUGAAAAAUGGUCUUUGGUGUUCAAUUGACUUAUUUAAUUCAAUUAUGCAUUUAUGGCAAAAAGAUCUUAAUGAAGAAACAGAAGGGGCAUUAAAGAAACGUACCAAAAUUUGUAAAUUAUAUAUUAGUAAGCUUGCUAAAGGGGAAUUAGGUGCGCCAAGUAAGUCAGAUGAAAUAGAAACGAAAAGUGUUACAGCUACAAUUAAAGAAAAUAGUAUGGAUAAAGAUCAAAAUUUAGCUGAUAUGGAUAAAGAGACUCCAGAAAUCAAUCAAAAUAAUGAUGAAGCAUCCAUCGAAAAUUUAAAAUUCAAUGGUAAUGCUGAUAUAAGUGAUCAGAGUGAUCAAAGUGAUAACGAUGCUGAUGUUAAUGAAGAGCAAGAUGAAAAUGAGAGUGAACCGCCAACAUUUUUACCAGAUACCCCAUCGUUUGAUCCGACUGAAGCAAAAUUGGAUCAUGAAAAUGAUUCAGAUAUAAAGGAUGGUCCGAAUGAAUUUAAUUUUAAAGAACAUAUAUCUGGUAUUAGCAAUGAUGAAAAUGAUGAAAGUGUAGACAGUGAAGCUAUAUCACAUACUGAUAUAUCUCUACCAGUUGCACCUUCAUCUGUGCCAACAUUUAUCGAUGAAAACGCGGAUGAUAUCGAUGAUGAAGCUCUGAGAAAGUUAAGGGAGCAAGCUCUUCGUGUAACACAAAAUGACAGUGAUAGUAGUAGUGACGAUGUUGAUGAAGUGUCCGAUGAUAAUGAUGAAACUAAUAUUUCCUCCAGAAAUGAUACAAAGAAAGAAGAGGAGUUAGUUCAUCCAGUAUUGACUAAAGAAGAUAUGGAACAUAUGAUGGAUCGUGCUAGCAAGAUUGAAAGGGUUCAAAGGUUGGCCAAGUACGUUGUCAGUGCAUUAAACUACGAAGACAUUCCUACUGCUAAAGAUGAAUUAAAACGAGCAUUGGCAAUAUUGGACGCUCUAUGA